UCAUCCUGAAAGACCGUGUGUCAGUGCUUUUCGAGAGUUCUGCUACUGCAAUGGGGGCGUCUUUGUGGACCGCCACACACUGUCAUAUUCAUCGGGAUGCUUAGUCCUGAUGGAAAGGAGGUGUGGGUUAAAGCUCCUUCCUGACAUUUUAUCUAAUAAGCAGAAUUUGGAAAGGAUGACUCGUAUUUACAUCAUGCACGCAUUGACGAAAGAGUUAGAGAAACUCCCGAAAAUACCUGGAAUUCAAUCGCCAUUGUUUGGAGCUGUAUCUAGCCCAGCUGUUUUCCCGGAAGUUCUGUUGGUCUACAGAACUUUUUUCUCACUUUGCAUCGUGAAGGGCGAUAAACCUUUAGUGCCAGGCAAAGGGGAAAGGAAACACAGAGAGUGGAAGCACAGUGGUACUUGGCUCGAAGCUGGCCAAAUCACCAACAUACUGUUCUAUGGUAGAAGGUUUUAUUGCCUGUGCUCAAUGAGACGUCUUAUCCUUGUUGGUCAUAAGGAUGGUGCACUUUCCGUGGAGGUCCUGGACAUGGACGGGGACAACCUUCCGGCAGAAGAGACAACAAUUCAGCUACUGUUUGAAUCCAACACACGGGUGCAUGCUGCUAUCCUUCACAAGAACAGUGCAGACCCCCAGUCAAUCAGCUCUUUUCAGCUGUUUCAGGCUGAUCUCAAGAAUAACAAGUGGGUUGAGAUUUACGGUCUUAGCAAUAAAAAGAUCCUUGUCAUCAGCAAUGCCUACUCUUGUUCUUCACUAGCAAACAGGAUCAACUACAUCAACUUGUCCCCGGCUUUUUUCAGGCUCAGCACAGGUACAAUGGACAUGCGGGCUGCUUCAACUUCCAUUUGCGAGUUCCACAACUGGACUGUUUGGAGAAAGGGCGCGGAGUGGAUCGCUUUAAGCAUAUCUUGUGCAUGAUCUUGGUUAAGGUCAAAUGGAAGAUUAGAGCAAAUGGAAGACAAUAGAGCAUAUUGGGAGG
Messenger RNA from Asparagus officinalis (garden asparagus), 980 nucleotides. RefSeq lists its product as uncharacterized. The coding region runs from base 110 to 919 and encodes 269 amino acids. The record is from RefSeq and is a predicted model, not a curated record. NCBI's taxonomy places the organism in Eukaryota, Viridiplantae, Streptophyta, Magnoliopsida, Asparagales, Asparagaceae. The transcript is spliced from 2 exons.